This is a messenger RNA of Triticum dicoccoides, 3019 nucleotides long. RefSeq lists its product as uncharacterized. The coding region runs from base 5 to 1027 and encodes 340 amino acids. The transcript has 3 exons. The record is from RefSeq and is a predicted model, not a curated record. Lineage: Eukaryota; Viridiplantae; Streptophyta; Magnoliopsida; Poales; Poaceae.
CAGAAUGUUUGCUCCCCAAGCAGCAGCACAUCAGUACAGACCAAGGAACUCGGGGGGCAGCAGAAUUAGGUCAGUGGCACCAGGAACUAAACCGAAGCUUCGAUGGUGCCCGACAGGGCUCAUACAUACUCAGAAAAGAAGGGUGCAGCGGCUGCGGGCAUUGGAAAUUAGAGAGGAACUAGCUGAGAAGAAGCGCGACGAGUGGUUCAAUAAAGAUAAACCAAUGGUGCCCUCGAAUAUGACUUGGAAAGAGAAGCGCAUCGCAAGGGAGGAAUGCAAUAGUGCUAAUGACAUGGUUAUGGAUGGAAACUCUAAGGAUAAACAGGAUAUGCCUGCGGAUAUGGACAUUGAUAUGGUAUUUGAGCUGCCUGCUGAAUUUCGUGCGCCUAAGGCUGAAGAGGCCGAAGUUGCAGAACUUGUUCUUGGCCCAAAAAGUGUUACAUUUGAGAAACCAAAGAAGCAUGGACAACACCUAAAGCCUUUGUUUAUCAAGGGUCACAUUGAUGGUAAACCUAUUGGUCGCAUGCUUGUUGACGGCGGUGCCGGUGUUAAUAUCAUGCCUUUUUCGGGUUUUUCUAAGUUGGGCCGAAAAGAGGAAGAACUGAUGAAAACCAAUAUGGGACUUAGUGGGUUUUCAGGAUACUUGUCUGAAGCUAAGGGUGUUAUUUCUAUGGAGCUCACGGUUGGUAGCAAAACAUUGCCGACUGCUUUCUUUGUUGUUGAUGUCAAAGGCCGAUAUAAUAUUCUUUUGGGGCGCGAUUGGAUCCAUGCAAAUUGUUGCAUCCCUUCUACUCUACAUCAAUGUUUGAUUCAGUGGGUUGAUGAUGAUGUUGAAGUGGUUGAGGCGGAUAAUUCGGCCUGCAUUGCUUUGGCUGAGGCUCCGGUUGAUUGGCAACACUGUGAGAUGUCAUGCUUGACGGGUAGAGAUUUAUCAGAUUAUGAUUAUAUUAGUAUUGGCAGAGAUGGUUUUGUUCCUGUACAUGCACAGCCGGCUAGUGUAGCUCGGCUUAAUGACUUAUCCUUGUGAACAAUGAAUAAGGAAGAUAGUGUUAAAUGGAUGCAAAGGCGUGUUGAGGAGUAUCGUUCAGGAAAGAACGAUAUGCAUGAAGCUACUGAGGAUUUCGAUGACAUGGAGAAGCUUGGACAAGGAUUCUCAUUGGCUGACCCACUUGAGGAAGUUGAUAUUGGUGAUGGAAGUGUCCCUAGACCUACAUUUAUUAAUGCUAAUAUGGGGGCCGAUCAGAGAGGAAAGGUAUGUGCAUUACUUAGGGAAUUUGUUGAUUGCUUUGCUUGGAAUUAUACUGAGAUGCCCGGUUUGAGUAGGGACUUAGUUGAACACAGAUUGCCUAUUAAAUCUGGUUUUAGGCCGCAUAAACAGCCCCUUAGGCGAUUCAAUCCUAGUAUAUAUGACCGCAUCAAAGAUGAAAUCGAUCAAUUGUUAAAAGCUCGGUUUAUUCGGCCGUGUAGAUAUGCGGAAUGGAUUUCUAAUAUUGUUCCUGUUGAAAAGAAAAUACUAAUAAGAUUAGAGUAUGUAUUGAUUUUAGGGAUUUGAAUAAGGCUACCCCUAAAGAUGAAUAUCCUAUGCCUAUAGCCGACAUGUUGAUUAACGAUGCUUUUGGACAUAAAGUAAUCAGUUUUUUAGAUGGUAAUGCUGGUUAUAAUCAGAUAUUUAUGGCCGAAGAAGAUAUGUUUAAGACUGCUUUUCGAUGCCCUGGUUUUGUUGGUUUAUUUGAGUGGACUAUUAUGACUUUUGGAUUGAAGAAUGCCGGAGCUACAUAUCAUCGUGCUAUGAAUCUGAUCUUUCAUGAUCCUCUAGGCAUCGUAUUAGAAAUAUAUAUUGAUGAUGUAGUUGUUAAAUCGGAUGGGUUUGAUCAUCAUUUAGCCGAUUUGCGAUUAGCUUUUGAAAGAAUGCGUUGGUAUGGGCUGAAAAUGAAUCCACUCAAAUGUGUUUUCGGUGUAUCGGCUGGUAAGUUCUUAGGUUUUAUAAUUCAUGAGCAUGGCAUAGAGAUUGAUCCUAAGAAGGUAGAGGCAAUCAGAAAAUUGGAGGAGCCCACAUGUAAAAGGGAUGUGCAGAAAUUAUUAGGAAAAAUUAAUUACUUGAGACAAUUCAUAUCUAACCUUGCGGGAAAAAUUGAAUCGUUUGUUCCUUUACUUCGGUUAAAACAUGAAGCCGAAUUCACUUGGGGGCAGAAUAGCGAGAGGCUUUUAAUAAUAUAAAAUAGUAUUUGUCAAGUCCUCCGGUGCUUCGAGCACCCAAGUCUGGUGUGUCGUUCAGGUUAUACAUUGCCGCACAAGACAAGGUGAUCGGCGCAGUUUUAGCACAAGAGAACAGCGGGAAGGAGUACAUCAUUGCAUACUUGAGCCGCCGCUUGCUUGACGCUGAGAGUCGGGGGAGAGAUUGCCUAAAGCUCUCAAUGGAAAGUAUUUAAAGAAAUAUUAUCCUAGUAUGUGGCAGGAGGCUUGAUGGCAUGACAGCAGAUAUUAUUUAAGAUAUCGUCCUAAGCAAAAUAUGGCCGAUGUGUUAUUUGGACAUCGCCCUGAGCAAUGAUAUGACUGAUGAAGCAAUUGACAUCAUCCAAAGUUUUACAGAUUUGAUAGCUGCUGGAAUCGGAGUUCAGCUAAAAGUGCAGAUCAGAAAUAUGUUCAUCGCAGAGGAUAAAUACGGUAAUACUUCCAUGAUGGAGUUCUUGCUUAGACAGCAGAGGGGCAAGGAAGAAAUCUGGUCUGGAGAAUAUUUGAGAUAGAAAAGGUUCUGGAUGAGGUAGUUGUUCGGCUGUAGCAAGCCCAAAUAUAGGCUAGUACAUACUAGUAUAGGGCUGGGCUGCUGUCCCAUGUGUUUUGGGUGCUGGCCGGGCUAAUUAGGGAUUAGGAAUAUUAUAUUUGACCUGCUUGCAGAGGAAGCAAAACAGGGAUUACCUUCUGUACGUGCAAAAGGAGUCCUACUCCGAUUCAGCCAAAGACCAGGGCGUGCCCUUAUAUAUAUAUGGGGUACUUGGCCGAUUGGUAAAACAACCAAUCG